Paramacrobiotus metropolitanus is the source of this 791-nucleotide messenger RNA. RefSeq lists its product as uncharacterized. NCBI's taxonomy places the organism in Eukaryota, Metazoa, Tardigrada, Eutardigrada, Parachela, Macrobiotidae. The transcript has 3 exons. The coding region runs from base 270 to 791 and encodes 173 amino acids. The record is from RefSeq and is a predicted model, not a curated record.
CUGUGCUGUGUAUCGCGUGGAAGCGUGGUUUUCGUGUCGGUCGGACUGUCAACAGUGCCCGCAGCCAUGAUGUCGGGGCAGCACGGCCGACAGCUCCCCAUGGUCGCCAAAACCGCCCCGAACGAGAUGCCGAAGCCGGUCGUGUUCCACCCCACCAGCAGCCCCGAACGCCAAUUUUCAAAAGAAAUCGCUCGUCGGUAUCGCCUUCGCGAUCACAGCAUCACUGGUUUUCACCAACAACCAGCCGAAGCCCGCCUCGUACUCGCCAUAUGCCGACGCCACGUCCCAGUCCAUUCGCGUCCCUCUUCGCAGCGCGUCGACACACAGACCGCCUGUCUCCGGUUCGCCCGCAUGAGGCCGUAGUCCAUCACAACCCCGAGUACAAUGGGCUGCCGCGGAACGACGCUGAUAACAUGCACCACCGUGACCAUAGCCAAGACGAAAGGAUUUACCAGAACGUGGACCUUGGCGGCAACAACCCAAUUCCAGCGGACGGCGGGCUGCAAAAUCGCCAUCCUAUAAAUCUGCUGGAUUUUGGCUACGAGAGCAACAGCAACAGCAACAACCAGCACCACGGCGUCAACGACCAAGUUGCCCAACCUGAUAUUCCACCAGCCGAACCACUGCGCUUUCUGUACACCGGGUCGAAAUUUUAUCCUGUAUUUGCCCGGGCGACAGACGACCUACAUCGAUUCCCGCCAUGCGAUGUGUAUCCCAAUGAAGACCGCAUUCUGGAAACUGGCCAAACGGAGAGCCCACGUUCACCAUCUCCCGCGUCUUCUGUUGGCUAG